AUGCCUGCUCUUCGCUUCCUUACUCCUCCUGGAAGCCCACCUGUCAAGAAGAGUCUUGCGCUCGCUACUGGGAGAGCCAGUGACCUUGAAGGUCAACGCCUCAUCGGCACCACCCGAUUCGAGCCUCGAAGCGAUGUGAAAAGCAUUCUGAUCACUGGAGGUGCCGGGUUCAUUGGGGGUUGGGUCACCCGACACUUAGCAGUGCAAUACCCGGAAUACAAAAUUGUUUGUUUCGACAAGCUCGACGUUGUCGCUUCUCUGUUCAACAUCAACUGUCUGGAAUCUCUGCCAAACUUCCAGUUUGUACGGGGCGACUUGACGGACCAGGCGGCCAUUGCCAGGGUUCUUUCGGAUCACAAUAUCGAUUGUGUGAUGCAUUUCGCAGCGUGUUCGCAUGUCCAGAACUCAUUCGACGAUCCCCUAAGCUUCACUGUCAACAAUGUCAUCGGUACUCAGCAGCUGCUUGAAGCCGUUCGUCACCACAAAGGGCCCCAAGUAGUGCGCCGUUUUAUUCAUGUCAGCACUGAUGAGGUCUAUGGAGACGUGGUGGAAUCGGCGUGUGACGAAACCAAGCAAUUCAUGCCCACCAACCCAUAUUCAGCUUCCAAGGCUGCUGCCGAGAUGUAUGUCUGGGCUUAUGCCAAGUCAUUCAACAUCCCAGCUCUCGUUGUUAGGAGCAAUAACGUGUAUGGACCUGCUCAGUAUCCCGAGAAAAUCGUUCCCCGCUUCUGCACUCUCCUGAUGCAGCAAAACCCCCUAACAAUCCAAGGCACUGGCUUGAACAUCCGCCGCUACCUCUAUGGAGCCGAUGCUGCUGACGGCUUCGACACCCUUCUGCACAAGGGUGUCAUCGGCGAAGCAUACAACAUUCAAUCUUCCCACGGUAUCACCAACCUCGAGGUCGCAGUCCGCACACUCGAACUGUUCGGCUACAGUCCGCAAGAUUUCACCCGCUGUUUGACUUGGAUUCCUGACCGCCCCUUCAACGAUCACGAUUACUGGGUCGAUGGCUCCAAGCUGGCUGCAUUAGGAUGGCGCCAGCGUGUGCCCUUCUCUGAGGGACUGAAGGCAUCGGUCAGCUGGUACCGCAAGAACUUGGAUUCUUGGUGGCCUGAGGUUUCGAAGACUAUCAACGUCGCGUCGACCGUGACCACUGAUAUCCAUCACUGUGGUACUCAAUCCACUGCGAACCAAGUCGAGGAUAUCUGUGACGGCGAGACAAUGGGGGAAUCAUCUGGAUUGAGCACACCUGUGAUGGUAUCCGCGUGA
Molecule: messenger RNA, 1269 nt
Organism: Penicillium atrosanguineum
Lineage: Eukaryota; Fungi; Ascomycota; Eurotiomycetes; Eurotiales; Aspergillaceae
Product: dTDP-glucose 4,6-dehydratase
Exons: 3
Coding region: 1-1269 (422 amino acids)
Biological process (GO): nucleotide-sugar metabolic process
Molecular function (GO): dTDP-glucose 4,6-dehydratase activity
Source: RefSeq, a predicted model, not a curated record